AAUGCAGUUAAGUGGGGUGUUAUGGCAGUGACACCUGGGGUUGUGGCUUGGGCUAUUAACAUCUUUUUAUUAUCCCCUGACCAGGAAUUCCCACAAGAAGGCAAGGGGAAGACCUCAAGAAUCAACUACAGCAUGCUAUAUGCAUUCUUCAAAGAACUUCUGGUCUGUGACUGGGAGAAGCCUUGCCUACAGGGCAUCAUCAAGCAUAUCAAUACUUUUGUUUUU
Molecule: messenger RNA, 225 nt
Organism: Suillus subaureus
Lineage: Eukaryota; Fungi; Basidiomycota; Agaricomycetes; Boletales; Suillaceae
Exons: 2
Source: RefSeq, a predicted model, not a curated record